Plutella xylostella (diamondback moth) is the source of this 29625-nucleotide messenger RNA. The record is from RefSeq and is a predicted model, not a curated record. Lineage: Eukaryota; Metazoa; Arthropoda; Insecta; Lepidoptera; Plutellidae.
CUUAUAAUUUGAUGUUCUUAUCGAUGAAUAAUAUCGAGUCGACACGAGCUCGGUUCGCGGAUUGGACAGGAAUUUAUUUAAAACUUGGACGGCCUCAAAAUUCUCAUAAAUACUGAAGUUUUGCAAUAUUGGAUAACGAGCUAGUGGGUGUACGGCCGAUACCUACGGCCUAAUAAGGGUAGACUUCUCUCUGUGGGCCGAUUUUCGUAUGACUCAUUAAACGAAUUUAAUUUUACCUUAUUGUCAUGUCACCAACGCACAUGCUCGUGAUGUGAGCGCACGUUCAUCUUGACCUAUGUAACAGCGAAAAUACGUUUACGUAAUAACCAGCUUACUCAACGAAUUCUCGGGUAAAGUAGUGCAAUUAUUAAAUUGCAACUCGCACUUUUUUGAGCAGCGCCGCCAUUGAUCAGCGCCGGCUCAGGCUACGCUCAUUCAACAGAACCUCCUUGCGCACACUGGCAUAGACAACACGCACACUCGCGCAGCCAGCCAGUUUGACAGUUCCCGCCAUCGCCGCGCCGCCGGCCAGUCAGCCGACGCACGGCAACGCGGCACGAUCGCGCUCCUCUCCGCCGCCAUUUUUAAUCCCUUAAACUCGGCAGUUGAAUUAAAAAUACCCCUUGUUUCCACUGUUUCGUAUUUAUACAAAUGUGACUGAAACUCAGUGUGAAAACCCGAAAUAGUGACUCAUCGACAAACGAGAAAAAUCGAAUCGAAAUUAACUAACAAUAAAAUUAACGUAACAUUCCAAAUUCAAAAUUAACCAUUGCCAUAUUAACUUUAGCUUUUUAAUUUAUAAGUGGCCACACGUUGCAGUGACUAAGUUGAGUGUAAUUGCAAAUAAAUAAAUGGAAUAAAAAAAAUUGUGUCAAGACCAGCUGUGUAUGUCAAGGGGUACGGCAACUUUCCUUUUGUGUCAGACUGCGACUCGAUGACAUCGAUCGUAAUCCAGUGAAGAAUCGCAACCUUGUGACCGUGGAAGGAUUUUGGCGAGUCCCUUCACAGUCCUUUAAAAAAAAACAAAAACCGCGCGCGCGCGUUCGAAAACCGAAAAACAGUGUGUGAAGUGAAAUGAAAAGUUAAAAAUGUCAACACAAGCGUACUACAAGGAGCGUCUGGGGUUCGACCCCCAGGAGGAAGUCAAUGGGUCGUACUAUGAGGGCCCCCACCAGCCUAAGAGACACCGGAAGGAGGCCCUGGACUCCCACGAUCAGGUCUAUGAGGAGAACCUGACCAAGUUCAAAGACGAGCGCGAUGCCAUCCAGAAGAAGACGUUCACGAAAUGGGUCAACAAACACCUGAAAAAGCACUGGAAAUAUGUCAAGACGUACACUAGACUGCACGUGUGCGAGGUGGUCAACAACCAGCCGUGCUGCGCGGCCUCGCACGUGAACCGCCACGUGAACGACUUGUUCGAGGACCUGCGCGACGGACUCAACCUCAUCUCGCUGCUGGAGGUGCUUUCUGGCGAACACCUCCCGCGCGAGCGAGGCCGCAUGCGUUUCCACAUGCUGCAGAAUGUCCAGAUGGCGCUCGACUUCCUCCGCUACAAGAAGAUCAAGCUGGUCAACAUCAGGGCUGAAGAUAUCGUGGACGGCAACCCCAAGCUGACGCUAGGGCUGAUAUGGACGAUCAUUCUGCACUUCCAGAUCUCCGACAUCGUGGUCGGCCAAGAGCCCAACGUGACAGCUCGCGAGGCGCUCCUCAGCUGGGCGCGGCGCUCCACGGCCAAGUACCCGGGCGUCAGGGUGGCAGACUUCACCUCGAGCUGGAGAGACGGGCUGGCGUUCAACGCGCUCAUACACAGGAACCGCCCUGAUCUGAUUGACUGGCGUAAUAUCAGAUCAAGGCAUGUCCGUGAGCGCUUGGAGACGGCGUUCCACGUGGUGGAGAAGGAGUACGGAGUCACCCGGCUGCUGGACCCUGAAGACGUGGACACGCACGAGCCGGACGAGAAGUCCCUCAUCACGUACAUCUCGUCCCUGUACGAGACGUUCCCCGAGCCGCCGUCGGUGCACCCGCUGUUCGACGCGGAGAGCCAGCGCCGCGCGGCGGCUUAUACCGAGCAAGCGGCCGCUCACAGGGCGUGGCUGCAUGAGAAGUGCGCGCUUAUGCAGGACCGUGCUUUCCCGUCAACUUUGAUCGAGAUGAAGAAGCUGUUGGGCGAGAGCACGCGGUUCCGCAACGAGGAGGUCCCACUCCGGCAGCGCGACAAGCAGAAGCUGUUCCAUCUGUACCGGGAACUCGAGAAAUACUUCGAAUCGGUGGGCGAGUGCGACAUCGAGCCGACCCUCCGCCCCGACGCGCUGGAGCAGGGCUGGGCCCGACUCCUCAUGGCGCAGCAGGAGAGGGAACGGGAUCUCACGGACGAGAUCCGACGACUGGAGCGGCUGCAGCGGCUGGCUGAGAAAUUGCACAGGGACAUAAAACAAACGGAAAACGGCCUCGACGCUGUGGAGACCCACAUCGAGAGCGAGAUCCGUCGCGUGGAGCGCGGCGUGCACCCGGCCGAGGCCAAGCAGGCGGCCGAGCAGAUCUCCACUGAGCUGAGGAGCAUGGAGCAGGGCAUCCAGGAGAUGUUUACGGAUGCCCAUGCGCUGAGAGAUGCUAGGUACCUGCAGGCGGCUGAUUUACUGAGACGAGUCCAACAAGUCCACGACCGCUGGCUAGCAGCCCGACAGAGCUUCACCGGCCGCUUACUCCCACGUCUGUCGAGCGUCCGCCUGCCGGUCCAACAGACCACGGUGCGCCGUGAGACCCGUACGGUACUGGAGACCAGGGUCCAUGAUGCAGACCCCAAGUUCCAGCAGGUCAUGGAGGCGAUACGCUGGUGUAAGGAGAAGCUGAAGAAGCUACACGAGGCGGAGUACGGGUCGGACCUGCCGGCCGUGCUGCAGGAGUUGGAGCUGCACCAGCGAGAGCACAGACAGAUAGACCAGUUCCACGGGAAGGUGGAGCAGUGCGUGCAGCACCGGGCCACCUUCUCCGGCGAGGAGCUGAACUUCUACAACCAGCACCUGGGACAGCUGCAGAAGAUCUACGCGGACCUGCUGUCCACUAGCACUAAACGCGUAUCCGACCUAGACGCGCUGCAAGACUUCCUCCAAUCAGCGACGGCGGAGCUGAACUGGCUCAACGAGAUGGAACAGGUGGAACUGGCCCGGGACUGGGCCGACCCGCACAUCAACCUGCCGGCGGUGCAGCAGUACUAUGAGAACCUGAUGUCUUCACUCGAGAAGCGCGAGCUGCAGUUUAGUAACGUGAUCGACCGCGGGGAGGCGCUGAUCGCGCAGCACCACCCCGCCACCAAGACCAUCGAGUCGCAUCUGCAGGUGAUGCAGUCCCAAUGGGCGUGGGUCCUGCAGCUGACGCUCUGUCUCGAGACGCAUCUGAGGCACACCACGCAGUACCACCGCUACUUCGAGAAGGUGAAUGAAGCGGAGAAGUGGAUACAGAAACGCGAAGAAUCCCUCAACUCUACAUUCUCUCAGUCGGAGUUCACACUAGACCAGGGAGAGAGACUGCUGAAGGGCAUGCAAGACCUGAGAGAAGAGCUGAAUGCCUACGGAACCACAGUCUCCCAGAUAGUGGAGGAGGCCCAGGAGAUCAGGCCGGUGAAGCAGAGGCGACAGCCGGUGACCAAGCCGUUGAGGGCCGAGACUGUGUGUGCUUAUAAGCACGGGAAUAUGGCGAUAGAGAAGGGCGCCUCGGUCACCGUCCUCGACAACAGCGGGCGCUCCCGCUGGCGCGUCCGUCUGGGCGGCGCCGGCAGCGAGGCCCAGCUGCCCGGCGCGGUGGUCGCGCUACCCCCGCCGGCGCAGCCCGCGCUGCAGAAGGCCAGUGAUUUGAGCGCAGCUUAUGACAGGUUGAUUCAACUGUGGCAGAGGAAGCAGCUGAGGAUGCGACAGAACAUGAUCUUUGCGACCAUCAAAGUGGUGAAAGGCUGGGACUUCCCACAGUUCGUAGCCAUGGGCUCCGAACAGCGCCAAGCCAUCCGGCGCGCGCUGAACGAAGACGCAGAGAAACUGCUGGCGGAGGGAGACCCCGCCGACCCGCAACUGAGGCGGCUGCGGAGGGAGAUCGACGACGUGAAUAGGCUGUUCGAUGAGUUCGAGAGGAGGGCACAGGCUGAGGAGGAAUCCAAGAACGCGGCCCGCAUCUUCACGGAACAAGCGUCGGACCUUCUCGAAAGUCUCGAAGCUCUGGAGAAGCAGCUGGACUCUCGCAUCUCGGCGGCCAUCCCGCGCGACCUGGACGCGCUGGAGCACGUGGUGCUGCAGCACAAGGACUGGGAGACCAGCGUGCACGCGCUGAGCCGCCGCGUCCACGAGGCGAGGGGCACCUUCAGAGGCAUCGCGCUGAAGACUCCGGCGAUGAAGAAGCUCCUGGACAAGUUGAAUGGCUGCUGGAACGACAUGCACUCCAAGUCGCAACUCUUCGUCGAACGUCUCAAGUUCGUGGAGAUCGUGAUCAACAGCAUGGAGGAGAACCACCAGACCAUCUCCGAGUUCGAGAUGAGACUGGCGAAGUUCAACGACCUGCCCAACGAUGUGGAGAUACUGAAGGACAUGCACGACGACCUCCUCCGAAUGCAAGUCCAAGUCACCAAGCACCAGACCCACAUCGACCAGAUGAACGACGACUGUGCGCAAUGCAAGCGCGUGGUGGAGGCGUCCCGCGCGCCGCUCGCAGCCCGCAGCCAGGACCUGGCGCGCCUGCAGGCGGACGCGGCGCAGCUCAACCACCGCUGGACCGCGCUGUGCGGGGAGCUCGCCGACAGGCUCCGAAGCUGCGAGUCCGCGUACCAGCUCCUCCGCAACUACAACUCGGGGCUGGAGAAGGAGGCGGAAUGGAUAGAUGAUACCUUCUCCAAGCUGCAGGCCAUGCCGCCGGUCGAGGUCCGGCCGAAGGAGCAGCUGGAGCCGACUAGGAACUUACUGACGAGUGCCGUCGAGAGGACUCCCAAGAUCGAGAAAGUAAACGUGGACGGAGGAAGGUUCAUUCGAGAGGCCAAGAUCAACUCUUCGCGAUGCCAACGCUACAACGAGUGGCUUUGCGAUGAGAUCCACCCGUCGUGUGACAUGAAGCAGCUGAAGAGACAGGCGGAGCUGGACAUGGCUGAGCGACUCCGCAAGCGUCAGAAGGUGGUGGACCCUGAGCGACUGCCGACUGGAGCUGAGUCAGUGGCCAAGGAGCUGGAUGAGCUGAACGCGAAUCACCAGAAGCUUCUAGAUCUCCUCUAUGAGAGGCUGAGGAGGAUCGCCGCCGCUAACCCCGGAGACAUUGUCACUUUGCGUCUCGUGGAGGCCAUGGCCCCGCGGCCGGCGCGCUCCUUCCGCCAGGAGUUCAGCAUGCACGACCUGGCCACCAGCUCCGAGACCACCUACACGAGCACCUUCAGCAGCGAGCAAUACGUGCGAACGACACAUACGACUGAAUUGGACGGACAAGCGCCUGUUAAGUCAAUGACCAAUGGCAAAUCGAACUACACGACAAAAACUUUGCUGUCAGACGAUGACCGACCAGACAUCAGAAAUCUCAAGCGAGUCCACAAAAUGUACGAAGGACCCAACAUAAUUGAGUCCAAGGGCAUUGUCCACCCCGAAACUAAGGAAAUCUUAACUGUUGGCCAAGCCAUCAGCAUGAGAAUACUAGACGUACGAACAGGGAGACUAAUGUCUUCACAGGAAACCAGACAGACAAUGACUAUCGAACAAGCUGCCAAGGAAGGCCUAAUAGAUCCCAAACUAGCAGCCAGGCUGACUGGAGCCUGUGGUAUGACAGAAGAUGGACACGAAGUUACCCUAUUAGAAGCAAUACAAAGUGAACUCUACGAUGCAGAGCAAGGCCUGGAUCCAGCGGAGAAGAGGAUCAAGGUAACCGUAGACUCCCAGAGGCCAAGCCAAGGAAUGAGUAUAUCGGACGCAAUGAACCGCGGCCAAGUUGAUCUGGAGAAGGGACUAUACAAACUGCCCAAUGGGAGCUUCAUAACAAUAUCCGAAGCCUAUCAAAAGGGAUACCUCAUCUAUAACGAGAUUAUCAAAAUAAAAUCGAGUGCCUUGUCCUUAUCCGAUGCAAUCAGUCAAGAACUAGUAGACAAUUCUGGUUGGAUUAUGGACAGAAACUCGGGUGAUAGAUUCCAAUUAGAUGUCGCGAUUAAAAAUGAACUAAUCAAUCCAAACGUUAGGGAAGUAGUUGACCCUAAAACCGAUUCGAAAAUCACGCUUGCUGAAGCGAUAGAGCGCAACAUAAUAAACACUAAACACUCUAAAUAUAUUCAUAACGUAACGAAAGAAAAGUUUUCAUUCAAAGACGCGGCCGGUAAACGCUUGAUUUGUAAUCCGAUGACCCUCAAAGAUGUUUGCGAUAAUAAUCUAAUGACGAACAACGGUAAAAUUUUGUCACCGUCGAACAAGGUCCCACAAAACAUUUUAGAGUCUAUCGCAUCCGGGGUGCUUGAUAGUGAUGCUGUAAAAUGCGUCACUAACACGACUACAGGUCAACUGUUGACGUUGUCCGAGGCUCUCGGAGCCAGAAUCAUACUUCCUGAUAGUAAAUUCAGGGAUAAUUUAACCGGAGAGAUUUGCACGAUUCCAGAAGCAGUAGACAGGGGCCUGAUUACAUCAGUGUCUCAACGCUCAAUUUUCAACAUUGACGGCUUUAGGGAUCCAAAGACAGGUGAAUUUAUUUCAUUCAAUACUGCGUCUAGUAAAGGAUACCUAAAGUACGCUAAUGGUGAUAUUUUCCUAAAGUCUGAAAGUGGUGAUUUUGUCUUCCUUGAAGAUUGUAGUAAGAUUGCCAUAGUCCGUCCAGAAGUAUUAGAAAUGUUUAAUCGUAAGAUAGGCGUAUUUGAUAAUGGCAAAGAACUUUCCGUUCUUGAAGCUGUCUUCAAAAAAGUUCUAGACCCUAAAACCGGAUAUCUCCUAGACGCUAAAACUAAAAAGCCUGUGCCUUUCAAUAAGGCUGUCGAAAUAAAUAUGAUAACACCAGAGGGAGCCGCGUUACUGAACUCUCUUCUAAACAUUACAUUGACUUUGCAAACGGUUACGAAAACUGUUAAACGUUACGUAACUGUAACCAACACGGAUGUGUCACAAAGAUCAGAAACUAUAAUUACCUUCGCUGAAGCUAUUAGGAGAGGUCUUAUAGAUGAGUCAACACAGACAUUUACUGAUCCAACUACAGGAACAAUAUUCCCAAUACAACAAGCACUGGAUGAAGGUUUACUAGGUGUAGAACAGAAUGAUCCCCGUGUGAUUCAGAUUUCUGAUCGCAUUAACAAAAAAGAUUUAGCUCCUGGUCAAGUAGUAGAACUAAAAAUAACAAAAAAAUCUUUCAUCAAAGAUAUGCCCUCAAGUCCUGAAAGUAAAGUACAAGAGGACAGUAGGCCUGAGACUAUUAAGAGCCCGGAUCGCAGUACUCCGGUUAGAGAAGAGAGAAAAGAAAUCAGAACUAUAACGUCCUCGUCGGUUAUCACUGAACCUUCUGUAACAUCUUUGACGAUUAGGAAAAAUACAAUUGAGCUGCCCCGUGGUGGUUGGAGCCUCAAAGAAGCAAUAGAACUCAAUCUCUUAGAUCCAACUACUGGAAUAUUCACCAUUCCCAACACCGAUAGGGUCUUAGACCUUGCAGAAGCAGUAAAAGUUGAUAUAAUUAAUCCUGAAUCUGCAUUAGUUAUUAAUCCAGAAAAUCAAAAAGAAGUCCUGCUCGCUAAAGCCUUACAAUUACGCAUUCUUGAUGACACCGGACGUUACAAACAUUCAACAGGUUUGAUCACCAUGAAAGAAGCAAUAAGCCGAAGGUUCAUUGUUUUCCACGUAUCAACAACAAACGUAGUAUUGACCCAAAAAGUUAUUACUGUAACCUCCGUAGACGGCUCGCCAGACAAAGUCGAAAUAGCGGAAGCUCCUAAAGAAACUGAUAUUUACGGUCGUGAAAAAACACCUGAUGAUCAGCUUGUGCUAGAACCAGUUCAAGUUGCUCCGGGAGUCAUUUUUGACCCAGCUACAGCUUUGGUGAUAUCCACCACAUCAGGUGUGUCUGAGAACGUUCUCGAAGCUAUUGACCGCGGUAUUGUUCCGGCUAAUAGCGUUAAUGUUACUGAUCCAAAAACCGGAAAACCAAUAACUAUAAAACAAGCGAUAGAAAGGAGGAUAGUAGAUAGGAAAACUGGGGAAUACAAAGAUAAGACAGGAAAAUCAAUAAGUCUUUCUGAUGCCGCCAAGAUAGGGCUGAUAGCUGUGGUAGGAGCACCUCUUGUUGCUGCAUCGAAGGUGAUACAAGUUGUUAGAAGUACAUUGGUUGCCGAUCCACAAACAGGCGAAAAAAUGCCUAUGGAAGUUGCAUAUGAACGUGGAUUAGUUGAUCCCGCUACUUACCAAAGGUAUGAACAAUCUAUAAGAGAUAGAACGCCGGAAGCCGAUCUGAUGACGCAAGAUCAAAAAUCUGUUGCGGCUGGUGCUGCUAUAUCGGAUGGUUUUAUAACGGUCGAAAGUAUUCAAAGCAGCUUAUCUGCUGAAAGUAGGAAAGCGACCAAACCGAAAUCUACUGAAGUCGUCGAAAUAACCAAAACUCAAUCAAAUAAACAGCCUCAAUAUAGCGUGACAGUUAACAAAAAAUCGCCCAGCACGGAUGUGCUUGAGUCUAAACCAAUUGUACUUCAAAAGCUUCGUAAACGAGUAAUUGAACCUGCAGAAGCUGUAGAAAAGGGUUUGAUCGAUGUUGACACAGCCAAAGUAUUAGAAAGCGUUAAAGCAUACAAAGAUAAAAAUGGCCAGCCGAUAACAUUAGAUAAGGCAAUAGAAUUAGGAAUAGUUGAUGAAAACAAGGGCAAAAUAGUAGAUCCCAUUCACGGCGAUGUUGUGACCAUCAAGGUUGCCUUGAAAAGGGGAAUACUGGAUGGCGAAGGUCAAGAUGAGGUUUUGAUUCCAUUGUCUAAAAGCUUGUCAAUUGUAGAAGUUUUAGAGCAGGGCCUCUUAGACCCUGCUACUGGUAAGAUUAUUCACCCUGAAACUGGAAGCUUACUGACAUUAAGAGAAGCUAUAAUCUGUGAUAUUGUUGAUCCCUUAUCUAGUGUUACUGUUGCACCCGGUAAAACCAUAACUUUGGGUGAAGCUAUUGAAAAAGACAUAAUUGAUCAUGAUAAAAAUGUUAUCAGGUCCAGUGACGGUCCGUUAGAUCUAGUUACUGCUGUCAAUUGCCAAGUCUUCCCUGACACCAAAACUUCUGCAUUUAUAGAUGAAAUCCCACCUGCAGCUAUGACACUUUCAGUAGCAAUACAGCAUAAAAUUGUGGAGCCUACUACAGGUCAAAUUAGACACCCACUUACAGGUGAAGCUAUUGCUAUGGGCGAUGCCAUUAAACACGACUUCAUAAUGGCAAUUCCUUAUCCGCAGUCUUCCCAAACAUUGACUUUAGAAGAAGCCAUGGAUAAGGGAGUAGUUAAUCUUAAAGAAGGAACCUUCACUGACCCCUCAACUAAACAAACGUUACCCUUAGAUAAAGCUUUUGAACAGGGCUUACUAGCUAUUAAACCCAACGCAGAUGCUAUGGCAAACACAGGUGCUGUUACAACUAUUACAGAAACAUUCACUUCUCAGCAUACUGUUACAACUAAGAUGAUUGAGUUGUUAGCCGAUUAUGUUUUGGUUAGUUCAAAUGAGGUACAAAACACUAAGACAGGUGAAAUUAUGUCUAUAGACGAAGCUCGAGACAAAGGCAUUGUCAGAGAUGAACAAACAAGUAAAGAACAAUUUCUCACCAGUGACACUAACAUCAGUUUUGAGGAUGCUCUUAACUUUGGAUACAUUAAUAUUGAAACCGGUAUUUUCACCCAUCCAAACACUGGUGAGACCAUGCCUAUUUCUGAAGCCGUCAGCACUGGUAUACUAAAUACGGUUGCUUCUGAACCUUCAAAACAAACAGAUCAAAAAGAAGAUUUCCAAAUGCUUGAUCUUAAUGAAGCAUGUACCCUUCUAUUCGAUGAAAAGACACAAAAAUUCAGAGAUCCUGAAUCUUCUAAAAUGCUCACUUUAAAGGAAGCUUUAGAUAAAAAAGUAAUAGAUCCUGAGAGUAUCAUUUAUAAUAUUGAAGCUAGCAAACCUGUGACACUGCGUGAGGCAGUAGAAUCAGGGCUCAUUGACAAAAAAACUGGAAAAGUAAAAGAACCUAAAACUGGAAAAUCUAUAGAUGUUAAAAAUGCUGCUAAGAUGGGUUUAAUCGCAGUAGUAGCUGCUCCAGUUUUAGCUGGUAUGGCAGUAGUAGAAGGCGCUAAAGCUGUUAAAAGCAAGUUAAUGAAAUCAAAGGAAGAACAAAAGGCUGUUGAAUCUCCAAGCCGAAUUAUUUCAUCUGCCAAACAAGUUGAAGUUGCUCAAAAAGCAGAGGAAGAUAAUUCAAUAAAACAGAAAAGAUUGCCUAUGGAAUCGAUAUCUGAGAAAACACCUAGUAUCAAUAAAACAGUCGAUGCCAAGACAAUAAAAUUAGGUGAAGGUGAUAAGGAUGCUAGACCGGAUGUAAAAUUACCAAGUGAGAUACCGAAAUCUUCACAUGAUACAAAUGUUGCUGUCAGAGAGAAAACUUCCACUCUGUCAGACAAAAAAUCAAAACCUGCUGAAAAGACCCUCACUGAAGACGUACAUAAACUCUCACAGCAACAAUCAGAUUCUGCGCAAAAGACGUCUAACAAAGAAAAGUCACCAGAAUCAGAUAAAAAGUCAAUAGCUGAUAAACCAACUGUUGUUGCUGCUAAAACGAAAGUAACCGAGAUGUCACUUGAUAAAUCUGAACCUCAAAAAUCAAUUAUAGCCUCAAAGCCUGUUACACAACAAGUGCGUGAAUCAUCGCCAACUGGUAAUGAAGUCACAACAACUACCGUGACUACGAUUGGUCAAAGUAAAUCAACUGAUUCAGAACCUAAUGUCAUUGUUCAAGAAAUACGUGACAUUACACCUGAAGGUGAACAAAUUACCACAAUCAUUACCCAAACAACACAUUCUGAACCUGAUGAAUACUUCUCAGAAGUAACUAAGACCACAGUGACUACAGCAUCCACAGUGACGACAGUUGAAAUUAGCCAAAGUGAGUCUAGCUCAUACCAAGUUGUUACAGAAGAAAGUAUUGGUUCUAAUAGCUCAUUUAAAAUUGUCACUGACGGCGAUGAUGACCAAGUUGACAAAGCUUUAGUAACUACAGACAUUGCUAUUAAAUCUGAACAAAGUGAGCGAGAGGCACCUUUGAUGAACCAAUAUAAGAAGGAGGAUCUUAUAAAACCAGUUUCACAGUCGAUUAAAACGUCUGAAAUAAAAUCACCACAAGAAAUGAAAGCGUCAACAGUCGUAGAAAUAGCCCCUGGUGUUAUUUAUGAUCCUAACGAUGCUCUUGUAAUAACAAGUCCAUCUGGUGUACCUGGAAAUAUUUUAGAAGCUGUUAGCAAAGGUGUUUUACCACCUGAUACCGUAAAAGUUACAGAUCCAAAGUCUGGAAAAGAGUUGAGUCUUAAAGAAGCAAUGAAAAAAGGUUUAGUCGAUAAGAAAACUGGGGAAUACAAAGACAAGUCAGGAAAGAAAAUAAGCUUUUCUGAUGCCGUUAAAUUUGGGUUAGUAGCAGUAGUCGGUGCUCCAAUACUAGCCGCUGCUAAAGUUGUAGAAGUUGUUAAGAACUCGGUGGCUGACCCUAAAACUGGUCAAAAAGCUGAAGUUUCUAAACCUGUCGAUAGGUAUACCGUACAACCAUCAAAACAACCACAAAAUGAAAGUAAACCCGAUCUUUCCUCCCCUGAAUUGCGAGCACUAGACCUACAAAAAACGUCGCCUGUACAUCACGAUCUUAAAACUUCUACUGCUCUGUUACUUGAUGCAGAACGGCAACCACUUAACGUCAUCGAAGAGAUCACUGAACAAAAUGUUGUCAAACCUAGACCAGAAUACAUGCAAAUACAGUAUGAAAGUAUUUUACUAAUCGAUGCCAUCACACAGGGUAAAAUUGAACCUAAAGUUUGUAGGAUUCUUGUUAAUGGCAUAGAAUCGCCAUUGACGGUCCAAGAUGCUUUAGAGCAACAGCAAAUUAGCAAAUACACACCCGUCGACGUUGUUUCGAAAAAUUGCGUGAUUGUUAAAGAACCUAAACCGAAGUAUUCUAUUUCUAUUUCACAAAAACUUUCACCUGAAGAACUGUCUGAGUUAGGCGUUUACGACAUUGAAAGACAAGUUUUCUUAAACCCAGAAACCGGCGCUAAAAUAUCUUUUGAGGAAUUAGUCUAUGGCCUUCAAAUAUUCGACCCUGAACAAAUAUUAGUAAAAGAUUUAAGCUCUAAAUCUGAUAAAUACAUUCCAUUCGAUCAAGCCAUGGCAAGAGUCCUUAUUGACAAAUCUACCGGUCAUAUGGUUAAUCCAAGAAGUGGCAAACGAGUGCCUUUCUUAGAAUGUGUGCAACUAGGCUGGAUUGUAGAAAAACCGGAAGAUGUCUGUAUUCAGGAACAAAUUGAUAUCAAAACAGCGUUAGAACAAGGAUUAUAUAAUCCCGAAACCGGAGAAAUUAAAGACGUUAACACUGGUGAACUAGUGCCCAUUGGCACUGCUGUAGAAAAGGGGUUAAUAGAUCAAGAAUCGUUACUGAUUAAUGUUCCCCAUUCGAAAGAACCGAUUAUUCUAUCAGAUGCAAUUGAACGAGGUAUCGUUGAAAUCCGUGAUGGUGUCAUAACCAUUAUCGAAACGCAUGAGGUGAUUGAAAUUUCAGUAGCAAUCCAACAUGGUUUAAUUACAGUAGCUCGAACACCGAUCUCAAUUGAAGCUGUUGUUAGUAGCAAUUUAUAUGAACCAGAAAGUGGUAAAAUUAAAGAUUCAAUGACACAACAAUUAGUUACAAUAGCUGAUGCUGUAAAUAGGAAUAUUGUUCACCCAACAAUUUCAGAAAUAAAAGAUACUGGAUUAGAAAAAUUCGUGCCACUCUCAGAGGCUCUAGACACAAAGCUUGUUCAUCCAGAGACAGGUAAAAUUAAAGAUAAAAAGACUGGAAAAGACAUUCCACUAGAUGAUGCAUUGAAAAGAGGAUUAGUUGCUACAAAAUCAAUUACAUAUUCUUUAUUUGAUGUCAUAGAACUAGGUUACUAUUCGCCGAAUAGUUGUAAAAUUUUGGAUCCAAGAACUGGUGAAACUAUUACUUUAGGUAAAGCUAUUGACAACAAGCUCGUUGAUCCAAGUGACGUUAAAAUAAAAGAUGACAAGGCAGAAGCAGUAGUUGCAUUUGACCAAGCUGUCAAAUCAGGUAUUAUUGAUUUAGAAAAAGGUAUUUUGACAUCGCCUGUCUUAAACCUUAAAGACGCGAGCGAAAAGGGCUAUUUACUAAGUGACAAAAAACCAUGGACUUUGCAAGAAGGUUUAGUACAAGGCUUUUAUGAUCCAGAAACUGGUCUGCUCACAAUCAAAAACGUUACAAUGACCCUGGAAGACGCUAUCAAAGAUGGCAACAUAAAUCCUGAAGCUCUUACAGUCAGGAAUUCAAAUACUGGAGAAAUAAUAUCUCUUAAAGAUGCGAUCAAAGAAGGCAUUAUUGAUUCUAAGGAAGGGAAAGUUACUGAUCCCAUUUAUGGAGAUAAAAUAUCGCUUACCGAUGCAUCAGACCGUGGCUUAAUCGUGCCAGCUAAGAGAAAGCUUAGUUUGCCCGAAGCCGUAUUCAAAGGAUUCUAUGAUCCAAAAACGGGUAAAAUCUCUCACCCGGAUAGCAAAGAGAAAAUACAAACUGAUAGGGCUAUCAGAAAACGAUUGUUAGACCCCCAAUCCACUAUUGUGCACGUAGGAGGUAAGGUAAUUCCAUUUGAAUUUGCUGUAGAAAGAGGUAUUGUUGACGGUAGGACCGGAACAAUUAACGUAGGAGAAGAGAAAGUAGAUUUCCGCGAAGCAUUUGAGAGAGGAAUAUUGGUAGAAGUGCGUAAACCUCUUUCACUAAUCGAAGCGAUUGAAAAGGGCAUUUACAACGAAAUUACUGGUCUUUUUAUGGACCCACAAAGCGGUAAGAAGUACACUCUCGACGAAGCAAUUAAAAUGAGUCUCGUAGAUCCGCAUUCUGUUCACAUUCAGGACAACAGAUUAGGUAAAUGGGAUAAAAUAACAUUACCAGAAUCUAUCGAAACAGGUGUAGUUGAUAACAAGAGCGGGAAAAUUAAGAAUAUCAACAGUGAAAACGAAGAAAUAAGUCUUAAAGAAGCAUUUGAAAUAGGUUUGCUUGUAGACAGUAAAGCUUCGAUUAGCUUACAAAGGGCAUUACAUCAAGGACUUUACGAGGACAAUACAGGAAAGAUCAUUGACCCCGCGACGAACCGUAAGAUUACGCUUCACGAAUCUAUUAGGCGAUCUAUCAUUAGUCCUAAAUAUCUCUGCUAUUUCGACAAAAAGUCUGAGAAACCUUUAACACUGGCUGAAUGCUGCCGUAGCGGGGUGGUCGACAGACGAAGUGGAAAGUUCAAUGAACCAGGUUCAGACGUGCCAAUUACUCUAUCUGAAGCCAUGAGCUUAGGCCUCAUUGUUGAUAUUGAAAGUGCCGGAUUCUCAUUAUAUGAAACCCUUGCUAUGAACAUGUACGACAUUACAGAACUAGUAUUCGUCCAUCCAGUAAAUGAUAGAAAACUUUCUCUCAAAAACGCUAUUGCCGUAGAACUUAUCAACCCUGAAACUUCAUUGGUCAAAAACAUUCCCACAAGUAAAUACAUAACUUUAGUUGAAGCCAUCAAAUCAGGUAUUGUGGAUGAAAAUGCCAGCGUCUAUGUUUUACCAAAUGGCAAUCAAAUAAAUCUGCUAGAUGCUAAACAUCGUGGCCUUAUUGUCACUGCCAAGAAAGGUCUGAGUCUAGAAGAAAUAAUUAGAAACGGACUAUUCAGGGCGGAUAAUGGCAAGAUCGUUGAUCCCACUUCAAAUGAGUACAUGGAUAUUAACAAGGCUAUCGAAACUGGCUUAUUAAAGCCGGAAAUGACUGCUGUAAAAGACAGCUUCGCGAAUAAGUACAAACCUCUACCAAUAGCGAUACAACAAGGUGAUGUAGAUGUUACUAAAGGUAGGGUGUUAGACACAAAGGCAAAGAAAAGCUACAGCUUAGACAUUGCUUUUGAUAAGGGCUUACUAGUAACAGUGGUCCAACCAAUCACGUCACAAAAACUAAGUCAGCGACACGUCUCUGACUCCUCCGCUACCAAGGAGGCAGUGCUUAGAGAAUUCACUUUGGAUGAAGCUAUCAAAUACGAGUUCAUUAACCCAGACACGGCUGUUAUUAAAGACCCUCACAAAAACAAAUACAUUCCAUUAUCAUUAGGCAUAUCCGAGGGCAUCAUUGAUAGGAACACUAAAGGCUCGUUCGAUCCUCAAAGUGGUAGGUCUCGUACUCUCUGCUUCAAUUUCGAAAACGGUCUAAUAGUGUACGUACGCGUGCCUCUGACGUUUGAGCAAGCGGUGGAACAGGGCUACCUUAACAUCACUACCGCUCGCUUUACUGACCCACAUUCCAACGAAGUACUAACAAUUAAAGACGCGGCCACAUUAGGCUAUAUUGAUUCGGACACGGCGCUCAUAAAAGAUAAUCUCAAAAAGAGGUUAGUCAAACUCCCGGAGGCAUUCAGAAAGGGUCUGAUGGACGCCGAGAAGGGUAACAUUUUGGACACUGAAACGUCUAAACUGAACACUCUGCCCGCGGCAAUCGAGAGUGGACUGCUCAUGACACCCAAGAAGAGCUUCUCCCUCAUUGAGACCAUCAACUUUGGCAUCUACAACCCCACGACUGGGGCUUUGAACGAUCCGUUCAUUACUACAAGCGUCAUUGACAGAAAGAGAUUGAAUCUUGACGAAGCUAUAAGCCAAGGCAUCGUAGACCCAUCCAGUACGGUCGUCAAAGAGCCAAACUCAGGAAAGAUAGUGCCAUUGACACAGGCGAUAGAACAGAAGUUAGUCGACCCCGUAGCAGGACGGCUAAUCACGAACCCAGAAAAAGGCAUCAGCCUUGAUUUGGUCAAAGCUCAUAAGAAGGGCUACUUGCUGCCAGCAGAAACGAGGCAAGCAGUUGAAGAGAAGUACCGCCUAUGCGAUGAGACUUUGUCCAAGUUACUGGAAUGGAUUGCCGGAAUCGAAGAGAGGCUGGCCAACCAAGACUCUGUCAAAGAGGACAUGGACGAACUUCGCAACCAAAUCAAUAUUCUGAAGCUGAUCAAGGACGACCUGGAGAGCCACCAGCGCCAGGUGUCGGCGUGCGCGGACCAGGCCAAGCAGCUGCUGCUGUCUGGAGGAGACGUGCUGGCGCCGCAUGAGGUGGCAGCACUGGAGCGCGGAGUGAGACAGCUCAAGCAGCGCUGCGACAAGUGCACGGAGAAGUGCGACAAGAUGCUGCGCAGACUCGCCGCGGCCAGAGACGAGCUCGGGAAGUUUACCAACGAACUAAACACCUUCAACGCUUGGAUGGACGGCGCGUACCGUUCGCUAGAAGACAAGGAGGGUUCUAUCUCCAAGUUGUCCCACAUCCCCGGCCAGGCCGAGGAGAUACGCCAGCUGGUGUCCGAUGUGAUCGCCCACCAGGCCGAUCUUAGGUUCAUUACUAUGUCGGCGCAGAAGUUCCAUGAUGAGUCUAAGGAAUUCCUAACAACCCUCAACGACUACCGCACCCAACUACCGUCCCGUCUGUCCCACGUGGCGCCGCCGGCCCACAGCGCCGUCCGAACCGCCGCCACACUGGCCAGGCAACGGCACAAUGAGCUGACUGCUAGGGCCCAGAGACUACAGGAGAAGUUGAGGAAUGCUGCGGAUAUAAGUAAAGCGUAUAAUGAUGCGUUGGAUCGCGCUGGGAAGUGGAUUAAGGAGACGGAGCCCCAAGUGCGUUCGCUAGUCUCCGAGACGGUAGGCGGCGAGCCCCGCCACGUGGAAGCGCAGUUGUCGCGAGCGCACACUCUACAGAACGAGCUGAGGCAACGAGCCCGCCUGCUGGACACUGCCAAAGAUGCAUGCGACCAAUUCGUCAAGUCCCUCGAAGGCAACCUAACACCAUCAGAGAUCCGUCAACUAGAAGUCCCAGUGCUCGAACUAGAGCAGCGCUACAACGCCAUGUCUUCAGCGCUAGGCGAGCGGUGCGCAGCGCUUGAAGCCGCUCUGUUGCAGUGUCAAGGGCUGCAGGAUGCUGCUGACACGCACAGCGCUUGGAUGCUGAAUGCUGAGACGCAGUUUAAGAACCAACACAAGCCCGCCUCCCUAAUCCGCGAGCGUCUGGACGAGCAACUCCGAGAACAGCGCAUUCUCCACUCGGAAGUGGAAGCCAAGCAGCCGACGCUGGCCAAGCUGGUGUCCUCGGCGCGGGACGCCGCCACGACGCCGUCCAACGCCAGGAUCGCGAAGAAGCUGGAGCAAAGAGCUGAGGAGCUGUAUGCUAAAUACGAGAAGCUCGUAGACCGCUCACUGAAACGCGGCCAGCAUCUGGACGAAGUGUCUCACGAGCUGAACACAUUCUUGGAGCAAGCGGCCAAAUUACAGUCCGCUCACUCAACGCUGAACGAACAGAGCGACGCGAGGGAUGGGAAUUACGCUCAGUUGGCGCAGGCUAGGGACAACCUAAUGCCGCUCCUAGACGAAUGCCUACGCAACGGCAAACAACUCGUCGCUAAAAAGGACGUGACAGACACGCACUCGGUCCGAGACAAGAUGAAGGCUUUAGAGGGACUUUGGAGGGACUUCAACACGGCGCUAGAGGAGAAACAGAAGCUGAGCAAGCAGAGGGCUGAUCAGCUGACGUCGUAUGAGGGGCUGAGGAAUCAGGUCCUCGACUGGCUCAAGUCCAAAGAGACGCAAGUGUCGCGCCUGCAGCCCGUGGCCGUGGACCUGGACGCCAUCAAGCAGCAGCAGGAGGAGCUGCGACCCCUGGCCAAGGAGUAUAGGGACUACGCCGUCACUAUUGAGAAGGUGAACGAAGCUGGCGCCAUCUACGAAGCCCUGACCCGAGGCGAGCGCGCCGACAGCCCGCACCGCAAGCGACACCUGUACAGCCCCACCAAGAGACAGACGCCUAUUCGUUCCCUGGACGGGCGCUCCCCAUCCCCGACUAAGAGCCACCUGCUGGCCAGCCCGGGGUCUACUCAUUCCGCUUCUAGCGGGUUCUCGUCGCGACGCUCCAGCCAGGACGGCUUCCAUCUGGAAGAACUAUCCCCGGUGCAACAGCAGCUCUCAGACAUCAACAACCGCUACCAGCUCCUCGGGGCCAAGCUGACCGACCGCCAGACGGAACUGGACUCUCUGCGCGAGGAGCUAAGGAAGCAUUUGGACAGUCUGCGCGCGCUGCACGCUUUCUUGGAUAAGGUCCAAAGGCAGCUGCCUAAAGACGCGAUCCCGACGACCAAGGACGAGGCUGAUAAGACCAUCAAAGCGACUCGCUCAGUUCUGGAGGAGAUGUAUGAGAAACAGAGCCUUCUCGACUCUACCAAGACUCAGGUGAAAGAGCUCCUGAAGCGCAAGCCAGGAGUGCAGGGCGCUGACAGGCUACAUGAUGAGUUAGAAGACGUAGCUGGACGGUGGAAGAUGCUGCAUGACCAUUGCAAGGACAAGAUCCGCCUAAUGGAGGAGAUGAAGGACUUCCACGACACGCAUGGCAGCCUGGCGCAGUGGCUCGGGGCCAAGGAGCGCAUGCUGACCGCACUGGGGCCUAUCUCCAGCGACUGCCGCAUGGUCAGCACUCAGGUCGCACAGGUGCAAGUGCUCCGCGAAGAGUUCCGCACGCAGCAACCUCAACUCACCCACUUGGAGGACGUGACGGCUUCAGUACUGCAACGACUGGAGCGAGCACCCGAUGCGACUACGCUUAAGAACAAACUGCAGGCUGUUAAGGACAAAUGGACUGAGUUGUUGGAGAAACUUGAACAACGGGCAGAAAGCCUAGGCGCGGCGGCCGACACGUCACGCGAGUUCGACGCGGGGCUCAACCGUUUGCGAGACGCCCUGCAGACUAUUGGAGACAAGCUGGAUGAUGCUGCACUGGACAAGGAGCCGGAGGAGCAGCUGAGGAAGAUUGAGAACCUAGAGCGUCAACUAGAAGGCCAACGCCCUCUGCUAGCCGACCUAGAAGCAGCCGGUGCCGCAUUAGCCGAAGUGCUCUCAGACCCGGCGUCCCGGCAGGACAUCCAGAGCAAGCUGAACGCCGUGUCAAGACAAUAUGAUAACCUGCAGAGGAAGCUGGACCAUAGGAAGGCGGAGAUUGAGGCUGCUUUGAGAGACGGCCGCAAUCUAGAAGAGUCCGUAGGCCGCACACUGGGCUGGCUACAGACUUCGCUGGGGUCGUUGACCUCUCGCCUGCAGGUGUCAGCUGAUAAGGAGAUACUGAAGCACCAACUGGAGACCCACGAGCCUCUGUACAGGGAGGUCAUGUCGAGGGAACACGAGCUUAUCAUGCUGCUGGAUAAGGGUCGCGAGAUGGAGAAGAAGCCGGCCCACCAGAACCUUCGCAAGGACUUAGACCGCAUCCAGUCGCAGUGGGACAAGCUGCGCCGCGAGGCGGUCGACCGACAGACGCGGCUGCAGGCGGCUAUGGAGCACUGCCGCAAAUUCCACAAGGCCCAGGAAUCCUUCCUCCCGUGGCUGACCGAGGCCGAGGGCCGGGCGGGCGCGCGCCGCGCCGCCGCCUUCACCAAGAGAGAGCUGGAGGCGCUGCUGAGGGAACUGCAGCAUCAUAGGAACGAUAUCUGGAAGAGGUCUGGCGAGUUCGAGAACAACAAGACGCUUGGCGAGACGUUCAUCUCGGCGUGCGAUGUAGACCAGCAGGUCGUCAGGGUGCAGCUGGAUGAUAUGAAGGAACGAUGGGACAGGCUCAACAACGAGGUGCUCCAACAGAUCGAGUACCUAGAAAGCACGGCGCGCAAGCUCAGCGACUUUGCAGACAAAGUCCGAGCGGUCGAGACCCCACUGCAACGCUGCGAGGAGCGGCUUGAGGAGGCUCUGAAGGCUGCUCCGGCGGUGGCUGUGGAAGCUGUGGCUAGUUUAGCUGAUAGUAUACAUGCUUUGAAGGCUCCUCUGCAGAGCAUCCACGCCGCCGCCGACGACAUCGUCACCCUAGCCCUAGAGUGCAGCGGCCCCGACACCGCGUCCCUGGCCAGGAGUGUGCUGGAGGAGGAGGCGCGGGGCCUGGGAGACAGACUACAUGACCUGGAGGCACGGGCUGAACAGGCCAAGCAUGACCUGGCUAGGGCUAACGCGAAGCAUACAGAUUUGAAUGAGAAAGUGAAAUCCCUCUCCCACGACAUAACAUCCCUAGAAAAGGAACUGGACACCAUGAAAGCGCCAGGCCGUGAAGUGAAGGUCGUCAAACAACAACUAGACGACAUAGGCCGUUACUACAGCAAGUUGGAGAAGGCUGAUGAUGCCAUUGGAGAUGCAGCGAGGGAUGCCGAGCUGUUGGCCGAUACGUAUGGUGAUAGUGGGAAUGUUAAUGCUCAGGUGGAGAGCCUCCGCAAGCAGCUGGGCAAGCUGGACGAGCGGGCGCGAGCCAAGGAGCAGGAGCUGGACGACACGCUGAGCAAGCUGGAGGCCUUCUACAAGGCUUACGACUCGCUCAUUGAUGAUAUACAGGAGGCGUCAGAACAAGUGCGCAUGCUCAAGCCAGUGUCCUCAGACGUGGACCAAAUCCGCGCCCAACAGAAGGACUUUGCGGAACUCAAGAAGCGAACAUUGGAGCCGCUUGGCGCCAACGUUGGCCAAUGCAACAAGAUUGGCCAAGCGUUGGUCAGGAGUGCCCUUCAGGGAGUCUCUACCCAAGUGCUUGAGAAGGACUUGGAGAAGAUGAAUGAUAAGUGGAAUACUCUGAAGGAGAAGAUGAACGAGCGCGAGCGUCGUCUAGACGUCGGCCUCCUCCAAUCGGGCAAGUUUGCCGAGGCUCUGUCGGGGCUGGAGAAGUGGCUGAGUGACACUGAAGACAUGGUGGCCAAUCAGAAGCCGCCGGCGGCUGAUUACAAGGUCGUGAAGGCACAGUUACAGGAGCAGAAGUUCCUCAACAAGAUGCUAGCGGACCGGCAGCACUCGAUGUCUCACCUCUCCGCCAUGGGCAGCGAAGUCGCCGCCGGCUGCGCCCCCGCUGAGAGACAGGCCGUGGAGGCCCAGCUUAGAGGCUUGAUGGGGAGGUUUGAUGCGCUGACGGACCACGCCAAGAGACGGAUGCGGGAUUUGGACCAGGCUAUGAAGGUGGCCAAACAGUUCGAGGAGCAACUCCAACCGCUACUCGAGUGGCUGUCGCUAUCAGAACGCCGCGUGACCGCGCUGGAACUCGUGCCCACUGAUGAGGAGAAGAUACAGCAGAAGAUCAGGGAGCAUAAGAACCUCCACGAAGACAUCCUCUCCAAGCAGCCGUCGUUCCAGCAACUCACGGAGACCGCGUCCACGCUCAUGGCGCUGGUGGGGGACGACGAGGCGGCCGCGCUCGCUGACAAGCUGCAGGCAGCCGCUGACAGAUACCAAGCCCUAGUCGAGCACAGCGAGGCAGUAGGCCUACUCCUAGACAGUUCUCGCAAGGGUCUCCGCCACCUGGUCUUGACCUACCAGCAGUUGUCAGCUUGGAUGGACGCCAUGCAGGCCUACCUGGCGAGGGGCAGGCUCCUGCCGUGUCAUAUGGAGCAGCUGCUCCAGUAUAUACAUCAGUUGGCUGAAAAGACCGAAGAGAUCGCCUCCAAACAAGAGGAAGUCGACUCCACCGUGGACUCUGGCCUCGAGCUCAUGAAGCACAUCUCCGGAGACGAAGCCUUACAACUGAAGGACAAGUUGGAUGCGCUGCAGAGACGAUACAACUCUCUUACGCAACAGGGCUCGGAUAUGUUGCGGAUUGCGUCUGAGACUUUGCCGCUGUUGCAGUCCUUCUAUGACAAUCAUACUAGGUUAACAGAAUGGAUGUCCGGCGCCGAGGCUGUCCUCCAAUCGGUCGAGCCUCGCGAGGCAGACGUGCUACGUCUAGAGGCGGAGGUGGCGACGCACCGCGGCAUGCUGGACCUGAUCAACAGUGGCGGCCCGCAGCUGUGCCAGAUAUCCCCCGGCGAGGGCGCCACGCACAUCGAGGGCAUCGUGACGCGCGACAACCGCCGCUUUGACGCCAUCGCCGAGCAGGUGCAGAGGAAGGCGGAGAGGCUGCUGCUCAGCAAGAAGCGUUCCCUCGAAGUCGUAGGCGACAUGGAAGACGUACUAGAAUGGCUGCGAGGAGUCGAAGCCCAACUCAGGGAGGCCGAGCCGCCAUCUUGCGAGCCCAGUCUUGUGCGCGCGCAGCUGAAGCAACAUAGACCGCUGAAUGAUGAUGUGGCGGCGCAAAGAUCCAGGGUUAGGGAGCUGCUUAGCCAGGCUAAGAAGGUCCUCCGCGAAAGCCACUCAUCCGAGGAGACAGCCGUCAUCCGCUCCCGCAGCGAAGAGCUCCGGGAGACCAUGGAGGAGGUGGCCACGCUCAGUGCGGAGCGGGGAGCCGCCCUGGAACAGGCCUUGCCACUGGCCCAGCACUUUGCUGAUACGCAUCAUGACCUAUCGUCCUGGUUCGACGACAUGGAGAAGCAGAUCCAGAUGCUGUCGAUGCCGGCGCUUCGACCCGAACAGAUCGCACACCAGCAGGACAAAAACGAGAUGCUGCAACAAUCGAUCGCCGGCCACAAGCCGAUCCUGGACAAGCUAGUGAAGACAGGCGAGGCCCUAGCCAGACUCUGUGGUGAUGAAGACGCCAACAAGAUCCAGGACAUCGUGGAGACGGACCUGGACAGAUACAACGCGCUGAAGGCUGAGCUCAGGCAGCGGCAGUUGGAGUUGGAACAGGCGCUACAAGAGUCGUCGCAGUUCUCGGACAAGCUGGAGGGCAUGCUGCGCGCGCUGGGCGGCGCCGCGGACCAGCUGGCCGCCGCCGAGCCCGCGUCCGCCCAUCCGCCCAAGAUACAGGACCAAAUCGAAGAGAACAACGCUCUAGUAGACGACCUAGAGAAGAGGACCGACGCAUACAACGCGGUUCAACGCGCCGCCUCUGACGUCAUCAGCAAGGCCAACAAGAGUGACCCGGCCGUCAGGGAUAUCCGGAACAAGCUGGACAAACUGCAUAAACUAUGGGACGACGUCCAAAAGGCCACAAAAGAUCGUGGUGCGUCUUUGGACAGCACUCUAGAAGUUGCCAAGAAGUUCUGGCAGCAACUGAACGCCGUCAUGGCGACCUUAAGUGCUCUGGAAGACACUCUGUCGUCUCAGAUGCCGCCGGCAGCCCAGCCCAGGGCUAUCCAGGCCCAACAGCUGGCGCUGCAGGAGAUCAGGCAUGAGAUCGACCAUACUAAGCCAGAGGUGGAGAAAGUCCGCAAGACCGGGUCAACCCUCAUGUCCCUAUGCGGAGAGCCGGACAAACCUGAGGUCAAGAAGCACAUCGAAGACCUAGACUCAGCCUGGGACAACAUCACGGCACUGUACGCUAGAAGGGAAGAGAACCUGAUAGAUGCCAUGGAGAAAGCUAUGGAGUUCCAUGACACUUUGCAGAACCUGCAACAAUUCCUCGACAAGGCUGAAGACCGGUUCUCCCGCAUGGGUCCGCUAGGCGGUGACAUCGACGCCGUGAAGAGACAGAUCUCGCAGCUAGCCGCCUUCAAGCAGGAUGUAGACCCGCAUAUGGUCAAGGUUGAGGCUUUGAACAGGGGAUUAAUGAGACAAGCGCAGGAGCUGACGGAACGCACCUCCUCGGAACAGGCCGCCGCCAUCAAACAACCGCUGACUGAGGUUAAUGCGAGGUGGUCUACGUUGCUCAGGGGCAUGGUGGAAAGGCAGCAACAACUGGAGAAGGCUCUACUCCGCCUCGGCCAGUUGCAACACGCUCUACAGGAGUUGCUGACGUGGAUACACAACACCUCGGAGACUUUGGAUACUUUGAAACCAGUGGCCGGAGACCCUCAGAUCCUGGAGGUGGAGCUGGCCAAGCUGAAGGUGCUGGUGAACGACAUCGCGGCGCACCAGGCCAGCGUGGACACGCUCAACGACGCCGGCGCCUCCAUUGUGCAGCAGGGAGAUGACGAAGCCAGCGAGACAGCGGACAAACUCGCCACCCUGAACAGGAAGUGGCGCGAGCUGCAGCAGAAGGCUCGCGACCGGCAGUCUGAGCUCGAAGACGCGCUGAGAGAGGCUCAGAUCUUCAACGCGGAGAUCCUGGACCUGCUGUCGUGGCUGAGCGAGGUGGACGGCGUCAUCGCCGCCUCCAAGCCCGUCGGGGGACUUCCCGAGACCGCCACGGAACAGUUGGAGAGAUUCAUGGAAGUCUACAACGAGAUCGAAGCCAACCGUCCCAAGGUCGAGGCGGUUCUACAACAAGGCCAGGAGUACCUGAAGCGCCAGGAACGGCCGAGCGCCGGAUCGCAGCUGCAUCACAACUUGAAGACGCUGAAGACUAGAUGGGAUAAUGUUACUGUCAGGGCGUCAGACAAGAAGAUAAAGCUGGAGAUAGCCCUCAAAGAAGCGACGGAGUUCCACGCGGCUCUGCAGGCCUUCGUGGACUGGCUGACCCGCGCCGAGGAGACGCUGCUGGGGGCCAAGCCCGUGUCCAGGGUCAUGGAGACGUUGCUCACCCAAAUCGAGGAGCACAAGACCUUCCAAAAGGAGGUCUCCACACACCGGGAGACCAUGCUACACCUGGACAAGAAGGGCACUCACCUCAAGUACUUCAGCCAGAAGCAAGACGUGAUCCUCAUCAAGAACCUGCUGGUGUCAGUCCAGCAUAGAUGGGAGAGGGUGGUGUCGAAGGCUGCUGAAAGGACGCGGGCGUUAGAUCAUGGGUUCAAGGAGGCUAAGGAGUUUAAUGACAUGUGGAACAACAUCAUGGGCUGGCUGUCGGACACGGAGAAGCAGCUGGACCAGCUCAACGCCGAGCCGAGUGUCAACGACCCCGACAAGAUCAAACAGAGGUUGAACAAACACAAGGAGUUCCAAAAGGCUCUGGCGGGUAAACAACCCCUUUACGACCAGACUAUGAAGACAGGCAAGACGCUCAAGGACAAGGCGCCCAAGACAGACGAGGUCACGCUGAAGAACAUGCUCACGGAUCUGAAGAGCAAGUGGGCGUCUGUCUGUGCUAAGGCUGUUGACAGACAACGCAAACUAGAAGAGGCGCUACUAUACUCCGGCCAGCUUAAAGACGCCAUGUCGGCGCUGAUGCAGUGGCUGCAGCGACAGAGGGCAGCACUGGAGGCCGAUACCGCAGUCCAUGGCGACUUGGACACUGUGCUACAGCUUAUUGAUGUUCAUAAGGCGUUCGAAGAAGACCUGCACUCCCGCGAACAACAGAUGGAGUCCGUUAUGAAGACCGGCAAGGAACUCGAAGCUACGCUACCCCGCGAAGACGCAGUGAAGAUCCGCGAACAAUGCGGCGAGCUGCAGCGGGCGUGGGACGCCGUCGUGGGCCUCAGCGAGAAGAAGGCCGUGCGAUUGGAGGGCGCUUUGAAGGAGGCGGAAAAACUCCACAAAUCCGUCAACAUGCUGCUCGAAUGGCUGUCGGACGCGGAGACCCGGCUUCGGUUCUCGGGACAACUGCCCGAGGGCGGGCUGGAGGCGCGAGCCCAGUUGGAUGACCACACCAGGUUCCUGAGGGAACUGGAGCUCAAGAAGAGUGACAAGGAUGAAACGAUCGCGCUAGCUCAGUCCAUUUUGAGCAAGGCGCAUCCCGACGCGGUGACUGUCAUCAAACACUGGAUCACCAUCAUACAGAGCCGUUGGGAUGAGGUGUGGCAAUGGGCACAACAGCGCAGCAGUAAGCUCGAGGCUCACAUGGAGAGCCUCCGCGACCUGGACCAGGUGCUGGAGCAGCUGCUGCAGUGGCUGCACGGGCUCGAGCACACGCUGCUGUCCCUGGAGUCGGAGCCUCUGCCAGAGUCGAUAGACCUUCUAGAAGGACUCAUAGAGGACCACAAGGAGCUGAUGGAACACACGCAGAAGCGACAGACCGAGGUGGACCGAGUCUGCAAGGCUUACCAGGUCAAGAGUCAAAGCGUAGGACGCGAAUCAACACCAAGGAAGGUUUCCGCCAAAACAGCCACCAAGGGAGUGCCUGGCCGUGGCUCUCAACAUGACCUCAAUAGGGAGAGGUCAGCGUCGCCUGAUUACUACGGGACCCGGCGUUACAGCCGCCUGAGCCCGGGCCGGGAGACGCCGGACCGAGGCCUGCCUCACUACGGACCACGCUUCCCGCCGCGCGGCAGCAAAGGCGCCGAGCCAGAAUUCCGUUCGCCCCGCGUGAAGACCCUCUGGGACAAGUGGCGCACCGUGUGGCUGCUGGCGUGGGAGCGACAGAGACGCCUGCACGAGCGUCUCGCUCAUCUGAAGGAGCUGGAGCGAGUGUCCAACUUCAACUGGGACGACUGGAGGAAGCGGUUCCUGAAGUUCAUGAACCACAAGAAGUCCCGCCUCACGGACCUGUUCCGCAAGAUGGACAAGGACAACAACGGCCUUAUUCCGAGGAACGAGUUCAUCGACGGGAUCAUUAACACCAAAUUCGACACAUCCCGGCUGGAGAUGGGCGCGGUGGCGGACCUGUUCGACCGCAACGGGCUCGGCCUCAUCGACUGGGAGGAGUUCAUCGCCGCGCUUCGACCUGACUGGGUUGAGCGCCGCGGCCCGCCGACCGACGCGGACAAGAUCCACGACGAGGUGAAGCGGCUGGUGAUGCUGUGCACGUGCCGGCAGAAGUUCCGCGUGUUCCAAGUCGGAGAGGGGAAGUACCGGUUCGGAGACUCCCAGAAGCUGCGCCUGGUCCGCAUCCUGCGCUCCACGGUCAUGGUGCGCGUCGGCGGCGGCUGGGUGGCGCUGGACGAGUUCCUGGUCAAGAACGACCCGUGCCGAGUUUCAUUAGUGCUUCCGCUGCCUGACCCCAGCAAGCCGGAGCAGCAUGAAGCUUGCUGCCCUCUCGCCAAGGGACGCACCAACAUCGAGCUCCGCGAACAGUUCAUUCUGGCUGACGGGGUGUCCCAGAGCAUGGCCGCGUUCAGACCGCGUACGCCUCGCUCUAACACUAACACGCCUCCUUCUACCGGACCAAUCACGAAGGUCCGUGAGCGCACCGCUCGCUCGGUCCCGAUGACAGGCGGAGGAACCGCUGGAAGAGCAUCGAGGUCGUCCCUUAGUGCUGGUACUCCGGACUCGCUGAGCGACAACGAAGCCGCCAGCGGACUCGGCGCGAGGUACAGGAAACCCAGCGUACCGAGGUCAACACUGACACCUGGUGGUUCAAGGCCAGGGUCGAGGCCAGGAUCGAGAGCAGGCUCCAAACCACCAUCAAGACAUGGAUCUAAUCUGUCUCUAGACAGCACAGACGAUGUCGGCACACCGUCGCGCAUCCCGAUGCGCAAGGUGACCAACACGCGCACGUCGAUCGCGCGCGCCAACGCCAACGCGACCAAGUUCGGGACCACCACGCCCAACGGCGGCUCCCGACCGCGCACGCCCACCGGGUACAUGACCCCCGCUAGUGGAAGGUAUUCGAGCGGCGCGAUGUACCGCACGUCAAGUAUACCGACCCUGUCGCCGGUGCCCGCCCUAGUGAGUUCAACACAUUCCCAACCUUCUUCCUUGGCUUCGGACCAUCCUAGCAAGUCGUCCCACGCCCAUCCCGCAUUCCAGAGCUCCACUAAAAUACCCAUUUACGUCGGCUCCCGCUCCCAAAGGUCCCAAUCUAACGAGAGACUUAGAUCCGCCUCCAAAAAACGAGAGAUAUCCCUCGAACCUAGUCCCACUUCCCACGAAGCGUCGAGGAAGUCAGAACAAAGAAGUCCCGAGGAUGACUCCUCGCUGUUCAGCAUUUCCGGGAUGACCAGUGACAAUGAAUGCGAGAGUAACGUUAGCGAGUCCAGUGGAGACACGAAGCCAACCCAACGAGAUGCUAAAGGGAGUGGUUCGUUCGCGUCGACGGAUGGUCAGACGCCGGGGCGCAGCCGCAUCCCCGUACUAAAGGACCACCAUACUAACAGUAACAAUUAUAGGCAAAGGACUCCUUCGGGCAGUACGACACCAGUGAGACCUGGCCAGCAGACGGCCGUGUCACGACUCCUCAGGAAGCCUUCAGAUGCCUCUGAGAAGGAUGCCCCUUCGACACCAGUGUCUAGGAGAGGCACCCCGGCCAGGUCUACCACCGACAAACGAGAACCAUUCCGAUUGUAGACGAUAAAUUAACUCUUAAUUAUUUAAUAUGACAACCCUGUAUUGACCAAUUUCGUACACUAGUGCUAAAUUUGUCAAGCAGGGCUUUUAUAACCCUGUGCUAUGCUAGUCGCUCUGAUAUUUUGAUAGUCACACAUUUAAAGAAUUUAUUAUCGCAAUUUGUAAUCGUAAUUUUAGGCCAAAUGUAUUUCGAAAAUUAUAUUCUCAAAUCAAAGCGGCUGGCAUUACACGGUGGUAUACCUAAUGGUGCCGAAACAUUGUAAUAAUACUAACAAUUAUUAACUAAUUCGGGAAUGAAGCCAAGCUUAUUAAGUGAUAAGAAUGCGAUUGUGGCUUUUAGUUGAAAUGAAUAGAUGUAGUUUAAACGUAAAGUCUGCACUUGUUGCCUUGUAUUACUUCUUUUCUACGAAACCGUGCAGUUUUUUGCACGUUUGGACUUUUAUUUAUUUUGUGCUGUCAGUAUUUACCAAUCUAUUCUUUUUUUUAAGUAAAAAUCACAGAAAUCAUGUUAUGUUUAACUUUGUACCUAUUAUUAUUUCCUCCUCUUAUUUAUUGUCAACGUUGCCAUAAUUAUUGUAGUGUAUGUUUUGUAUGUUAAUUAAAAAAAUACGUAUUAUUGAUGUUUCCAUUCAUCAAGAUCAGAGAAGGAAAGUGUGAUUUUGUAAACCUUUUGUGUUAGAUUAUUUUCUAUAGGGACCAUUAUGUUGUCAAGAUUGAGAUAGGAGAUCGUCAGCUAACGCUUCUUGUGCAUUCAUUCGACGCACGGUAACGCCAGACUUUGCAGUUGAUAGUGUACUCUAAGCUGUAGUUGAUGAUUGAAUAAAGUGAUAAAGUUUUGUGAGUGAUUAUUUUUUCUUAGUAAUUUUGCACAAUCAUGUUGUAUUUUGUAUUUCAUUUACUGUGUUCAUCCUUUUUUCGUACGAAAUAUUAAGUUUUCGUUGAAAUUGUACAAUUAUGUAUAUUAUUAUUAUGUAUGAUAUUUGCACAACAUCCUGUUGUAACGUGUAUGGAACUGUUGAGAACGCGGGCGCAGGACUGUCGCCAGAGUCUUGUGUCUGUUGUUUUGGCAGAAAGUGCUCAUUUCGGUAAUUCCUUGAUGGAUAAUUUAUUUUAAGUUUAACUAAAGUACACUUGUAGCAAAAGACAUUUACUUAAAACGUAAAAAAACGUUUCUAUUAUAUGAAGUAAACGCUUUAAAAUGUAACCCUUGUCCAUUUCAAUAAAAAUGUUAACCAACACUCACACUUAUUUGUUAAUUUUAUUAUAAAUUUGACUUUAAUAUUAAGUCUUAUUAUUAGUGUUAUAUAAAACUAUUAAUCUGGUCAUUUUAUUUAAAUCAUUGUUGUAUUUGUUAAAUUGUAAAAUCAAAGCCAAUAUACUUAAAGCUUGCAAUAUUUUUUUGUAAAAAGACCUAAUGAUUCUGAAAAGCUACAGUUUAAAUCUCAUUAUUAUUGAUUUAAAAAUAAUAAAAAUAAACGAUAACAAUUAA